This is a messenger RNA of Paramecium pentaurelia, 489 nucleotides long. The record is from the annotation of a GenBank genome assembly. NCBI's taxonomy places the organism in Eukaryota, Ciliophora, Oligohymenophorea, Peniculida, Parameciidae.
UAAUGCAAAAAAAAAAAGGACAUUCUAAGAAUCUUUCAAAAUAAGCUAUUGAUUUAAUUAAUUACUAUAAUAACUUAAGGACAUCAAUAACUAAUGAAUUUGCCAUGAUGAAUUUGAAUAAAAAAACCUCAUUAUAUAUAGCUGAUCAACGUAAUUCAUUUAAUAAUACUAAUAGCAAUUGCUGAAGAAGAUGUUGAGGAUUCUCCAAUUAGACUAAAAAGAAAUUGUUCUAAGACAGAACAUAUUAAUAUCAAUAUAUAUACAUAAACAUAUGAUUUAGAUGAAGAAUUACAAUAAGAUGUAAAAUAGUUAAAAUAAACUUUGAAUUAAAGUACAAAUUAUCUAAUACAAUUAGGAAUAACUUAAUUAAAUAGCAUAAUAAAUCAAUCAGAAAAAAUGAAAAGUCAGAAAAAUUAAAAUAAUAAAGAAAAUUAAUGUUAAAAUAAUCAAAAUUUUUUCAAUAAGAUAUCCAUCAAAAAAAGAGUUUGA